This is a messenger RNA of Lactuca sativa (garden lettuce), 609 nucleotides long. The record is from RefSeq and is a predicted model, not a curated record. NCBI's taxonomy places the organism in Eukaryota, Viridiplantae, Streptophyta, Magnoliopsida, Asterales, Asteraceae.
AUGUGGCGUGGCCAGUUCACGCGAGGUGAUCAUGGGGUGCCGACUGUUAUUUUGGAGGCGGUGGUUUCAAAUGACCUAUGGUUUUGGCAUGCAUUUUUUGGUAUGGUCGGGUCAAACAAUGACUUGAAUGUGCUCCAAGCGUCUCCGAUAUUUAACGAUAUUUUACAGGGCAAAGCACCAGAAAUGUCAUAUGUUGUCAAUGGAAAUGAAUACAAAUAUGGGUAUUACCUAGGUGAUGGGAUAUAUCCAGAAUACGCUACGGUUGUCAAGUCAUACACAUUUUCGGCCGACGAUAAACGAAAAAUGUUUAAGUUAGCACAAGAAUCUGCAAGGAAGGAUGUAGAACGGGCGUUUGGAGUCCUCAAACAAAGGUGGCACAUAAUCAAACAUCCGGCACGAACAUGGGACAGAGAAAAAUUGAGGACCGUGUUGACUGCUUGUGUUAUUUUACAUAACAUGAUAAUAGACGAAGAGGGAACACGACAAUUUCAAGGGCAAAAUGACGAUGAAGACGACGAUGAUGACGAUGGUGUCGAUGGUGACGACGAGGAGGAUGACGAUGGUGGAGACGAGGCGGAUGAUACCGGUGACGACAACGACGACGAUUAG